AUGUCGUCGAAGAGGAAGAAGAAGACUGCGACGAAGAAACCGCCGCUCAAGAAGAAGAAGAAGAAAGAUGAGCCGGCGGCGAUAGUGCUCCCGCCGACGACGGAAUCGACACCAAAUCCUUCGCUUCCGGAUGAUUUGCUAAUAAGCUGCUUCGCACGCGUCUCGAUACUGUACUACCCGACUCUCUCACUCGUCUCCAAGAGCUUCCGAUCUCUAAUUGCUUCACCGGAGCUUUACAAGACCAGAUCCUCUAUAGGCCACACCGAGAUUUCUCUCUACGUGUGCUUAAAGUUCCAUCCCGACCCUAUCCCUCGCUGGUUCACUCUCUGCCGGAAACCUAAUCAAACCAUAACCACCAACGACGACGACGCCGCCACGAAAUUGAAGAAUAAGAGGAAGAAGAAGCCAAUCGGUUACGCUUUAGCCAAAAUCCAAGCUCCACAUUCUGGCUCCUCGUCCUGGUCGCGCUCGACGAGCCUCGUGACAAUUGGUUCAGAGAUCUACAACAUCGGCGGACCAAUAGACGACGACGACAACGACCGCUCCUCUAACGUCUCGAUCCUCGACUGCCGUUCCAACACGUGGCGCGAGGGUCCAAACAUGCUGGUGAAAAGGGCUUACACUGAUGCCAAUGUCGUUGACGGAAAGAUCUACGUAGCAGGAGGCUGCAGUGACGGCUUCUUCAAAGACUGCGACAGCCCUUCCGAUUGGAUGGAGGUUUUCGAUCCGAAAACUCAAGCUUGGGAGAUUGUGCCAAGCCAGGGCGCGAAGAUAUGCGGCUGUAAAGUAGGUAAAAGCGCCGGAGCUGAUGGGAAAUUGUACAUGUUUGGGGACAAUGGUUUGUCUUACGAACCAAGAACAGGUAGAUGGGAAUAUCUUUCAUUUGAUAUGGAUUAUAAUUGGGUUUGGUUUUCCUUUUGUGUGGUUGGCGAUGUGCUCUACAUGUUUGACGAGAACGUGUUCAAAUGGUAUGACGGUAAGGCGGGGAUUUGGAGGGUUGUGAAAGGUAUGAAAGGAUUGCCUAAGAUUCCGAUGGUUGUGUUGUGGGAGAGGGUUGUGGCGUAUAAGGAGAAGCUGAUUCUGUGUGCGGUGAUUGCGCUUGAAAGGCUUAGUGAUGAAGAGAUUUGGGGGAAGGUUGAGUGGUAUGAUACUGUUCUUACAGUUGACAACAAGUCAUGUAGAGUUGAAUAUGCUCUUGGUGUUACCGUUUGA
Molecule: messenger RNA, 1212 nt
Organism: Microthlaspi erraticum
Lineage: Eukaryota; Viridiplantae; Streptophyta; Magnoliopsida; Brassicales; Brassicaceae
Source: the annotation of a GenBank genome assembly